AUGACGACAGUUAAAGUGAAAAAUGCGGUCGUUGAGGAGAAUGACGAGGAUAAAGAAUUGAAAAUUGAGUUAAAUAACUUAGUUGAAAGGAUAACGAGUGAUGACUUACAAAUCAUAUCCCCUGCCAUAGAAAUGCUAAAAUACUUAAUAAGAACAGCAACGACUUCGAUGACCUCGGUACCAAAACCCCUAAAAUAUUUGACCCAAAAUUAUGCAGCCCUUAAAGCAAAACACGCCGAAAUGGAGGCCGGAAGUGUUAAAAAUAGCCUCUCUGACGUCAUUUCCGUUUUAGCCAUGGGCAAUGGGGGUGAGGGGCAAGAUUGCCUUGUCUACUGUCUUCAAGGUUCUAUGACAAAUAUAGGGGACUGGGGUCACGAGUACAUUAGACAUUUAGAGAACGAAAUCGUGCAAAAAUGGACUAACUGCGAGGAAUCGGAGAGAAUUUUGAUGCCUUUGGUGAAGGAUAUCAUUGAGUUUAAUUGUGGGCAUCAUGCCGAAAUUCAGGCAUGCGAUUUGCUCAUGGAAAUAGACAAGUUAAACAUGUUGCCUGAAUAUUUAAACCAAAGUACCUACCCAAGGGUUUGUUUGUAUUUAAUGUCGUGCACAAAGUAUGUCGAUGAUGUGGAACGUUCCAAAAUUAUGAAACUUAUCUGCCAUGAGUAUCUAAAGUUUGGAGAAUAUUCUAGAUCUCUUAUAACAGCUAUUUUGAUGAAUGACGACGAUAUGGCCAACACCAUUUUUGAGACAUGUAAAGAGAAGGCCACUCUAUACCAAAUGGCAUUCAUUUGCGCCCGACAUUUGUAUUCUAUAGAUUUAAACCCAAAUCUAGAAGACGUCGACGAGUUGCAAAACAUACUAAGCAACAGCCAUCUUAGUGCAUACUUUAUAACUUUGGCCAGAGAGCUUGAUAUUAUGGAACCCAAAGCCCCGGAAGACGUCUACAAAACCUGGUUGGAACCGGUCCCGCCGCGCUUGUCUCUCCUGGGAGACAACGUCGACAGCGCCAGGCAAAAUUUGGCCUCGUCCUUCGUGAACGGCUUCGUCAACGCAGGCUUCGGCAGCGACAAGCUGUUGACGACCGAAGGCGGCAACAAGUGGAUUUAUCGCAAUAAAGAUCACGGCAUGCUCAGCGCCACGGCCGCCUUGGGUUUGCUGCAUCUGUGGGAUGUCGAUGGAGGCCUGACUCCCAUCGAUAAGUAUCUGUAUACCAGUGAGGAUCACAUUAAGGCUGGGGCACUUUUGGCGCUUGGUAUAGUCAACUGCAGGGUGAGAAAUGAAUGUGAUCCGGCUCUGGCCCUCCUGGGGGACUAUUUACAAGGAAACAACUCUGUACUUCAAAUCGGGGCUGUAUUUGGCAUCGGGCUCGCGUACGCAGGCACGGCAAGAGAAGACGUGUUGGAUCUCCUCCUCCCGAUCAUAAACUCCAACGCCUCCCCGGACGUUUUGGGCAUAACCUGCCUGUCGUGCGGCCUCAUAACCCUGGGCAGGAGCGACAACGACGCGGCCACCGCGAUCCUGGACAAAAUAAUAGAGGUCAACAACACGGACGCCCUGAAAACUCCGCACAUGAAGCUGGCCGGUUUGGGGGUGGCUCUGUGCUACUUCGGCAUGAAGGACGCCAUCGAUGCCCCCAGCAUGGCGAUGGAGGUGUUCGAGGAGCCGUUCAAGACCACCAUGCAGUGCAUGCUGAAGAUGUGUGCCUACGCUGGUACGGGGGAUGUCUUGGUCAUACAGGAACUGCUCAGGAUUGUUGGGGACAAACUGGAUAUGCCGGAAGACGAACUCCCGCGAAAAGCGAGCGAGCUGAAAAAGAAAACCGACUGGGACUACUGCAGCGGCCAGGCGAUGGCCACCCUGGCGGUGGCUGCAGUCUCGAUAGGCGAGGAAAUCGGCGUCGAAAUGGUGCACCGAAUUUUCGGGCACGUCGGUCGCUACGGGGAGACGUCCGUCCGCAAGGCGGCGCCGCUGGCGAUCGCCCUCACCUCGGUCUCCAACCCGCAGCUGACCGUCAUCGACAUCCUGACGAAGUAUUCGCACGACGUCGACGACGACGUGUCGUGCAACGCCAUCUUCAGCCUGGGCUUCAUAGGCGCCGGCACCAACAACGCCAGGUUGGCCAUGAGCUUGAGGCAGUUGGCCGUGUACCACUUGAAAAAUCCGUCGCAACUGUUUAUGGUGCGCAUCGCGCAAGGUUUGGUGCACAUGGGGAAGGGAACGAUGACUUUGAACCCAUUGCACACGGACAGGCAACUUGUGGACCCCGUGGCCAUGGCAGGUCUUCUAAUCACUCUAAUACCCCUCUUGGACCCGCAUUCCACAAUUCUGGGCCGCUCCCACUACCUCCUCUACUCGUUGGUCACCGCGAUUCAGCCCCGCUGGCUUCUAACCCUCGACGAAAAUCUCGAAGCCGUCCCUGUGACGGUCAGAGUGGGCCAGGCGGUGGACGUGGUGGCCAAAGCGGGAACCCCGAAAACGAUCGCGGGGAUCCACACGCACUCGACCCCCGUCCUAUUGGCCGCCGGGGAAAGGGCGGAGCUGGCCACCGACCAAUACGAGAGCUUCGCGCCCACCAUGGACGGCAUAUGCGUUUUGAAGAAGAAAAGCGAGGGCGGGGAUUGA
Molecule: messenger RNA, 2619 nt
Organism: Brassicogethes aeneus
Lineage: Eukaryota; Metazoa; Arthropoda; Insecta; Coleoptera; Nitidulidae
Source: the annotation of a GenBank genome assembly